CGCCGCGGGCUCCGGCGCGGGCGGCGGGGAUGGGCGGGCGGGUGACCCGCGUGUUCCGGACCUUCAACGUGGAGAGCCGGGCCCGCCGCGAGAUCAGCAAGGAGAAGCCCACGCCCGCGCCGCGGCACCCAACCACUCGCCUGGACGCCACGGCCGAUCAGCCAGAGGUAAAAGAACAAAUUAUAAGAAAGGACGAGAGGCUUCUCACGUUUCUAAAAGAUGUUUAUGUUGAGUCCAGAGAUCCACCAGUACGGGUAAAAGAUGGAGGUGGAGAACGUCUUCCGUGUAAACAGGAGGAAAAGAGACUUACAAAACUAGGCCAUUUGGGAGCGCUAGAUGUUAAGAAAGUUUCCAAAGGCAAAAUUUCCAUUGUGGAGGCUCUGACACUUCUUAAUGAUCAUAAAUUUCAUCCUCAAAUAUGGACUGCAGAGAAAAUAGCAGCAGAAUACAGUCUGGAACUGAAGGAUGUCAACUCUCUUCUGGAAUUCUUCAUUCCUUUCACCGUGCAGGAAUUUCCUAAAGAAACCAAAAAAGCUAUAAAGUCAACAUAAAAAUACUUGCCAAAA
Messenger RNA from Empidonax traillii (willow flycatcher), 566 nucleotides. RefSeq names its product NADH:ubiquinone oxidoreductase complex assembly factor 4 (gene NDUFAF4). The record is from RefSeq and is a predicted model, not a curated record. NCBI's taxonomy places the organism in Eukaryota, Metazoa, Chordata, Aves, Passeriformes, Tyrannidae. Gene Ontology annotation, cellular component: mitochondrion. The transcript is spliced from 3 exons. The coding region runs from base 30 to 551 and encodes 173 amino acids. Gene Ontology annotation, biological process: mitochondrial respiratory chain complex I assembly.